Molecule: messenger RNA, 5769 nt
Organism: Cercocebus atys (sooty mangabey)
Lineage: Eukaryota; Metazoa; Chordata; Mammalia; Primates; Cercopithecidae
Gene: PIP5K1B
Product: phosphatidylinositol-4-phosphate 5-kinase, type I, beta
Exons: 16
Coding region: 3419-5041 (540 amino acids)
Biological process (GO): phosphatidylinositol metabolic process
Molecular function (GO): phosphatidylinositol kinase activity
Source: RefSeq, a predicted model, not a curated record
UUAGUAGAGACGGGGUUUCACCGUGUUAGCCAGGAUGCUCUUGAUGAGCAUGAACAUCUUAUGUAUUUGCUUCCAAAUACAGUUACAUUAUUGGAUGUCCAUUUCCCUACAGCCUCACUAGGUUAGCUUUCUAUCUCUUAAAGGUGUGUUUCCAGUUUGUUACAAAAUGACAUUUUAUUGGUGUGUUUAUUUUAUUUCCUUAAUGGUUAGGUUGAACCUUUUUGGAGUGUGCAUGGGGGCAUAUGUCAUUUGUAUUUUGAGAAUAGUGUUGUGUUUAUUUUGCUUUUUAGUUGUAUCUGGAGCUAGAAGAAUGGAGACAGCAUUAGACUGUUGCUUAAAUAAGGGCAUAAGGCUGGCAUGAAUAGAUGACAUACGCAGAACUAUAUUGCUUUCAAUUCUCCAUCAAAGGAAAUUAUUUCCAAAAUGAAAAGGGUGUUACUAAAAGGGAUUUGGAUGACAGUGAAAGAAAAUCCAGGUAAUUUGAAUGCAUUUACCUCUCUGGGACACACUGGAUUGUAUCUCAGGGUUAGCAGAGUUGAAGGAGUUAGCAGACAUCAUCUUUGAGCCAUUGCUGGUGAUUGUUGAGUGAACUUGGAGAGUGGCAGAGGUUCCAGAAGACCAGAGAUAUGCAAAUGUUGUUCUAUGUAGCUUUUGACAAAGUUGAAUUCCUAAAACUUUCAAUGUAUGAAAUGCACCCUUGCAAAAUUUCUGGACUACCAUCAUAUGAAUUAUUUAGUAGUCUAGAGAAGAGAAGAGAUUGCAUUGAUCCUUAGGAACCAGCAUAAAUCUAGUAAUGUGUAGUGACCAGUUGUCACAUUUUCUUUUAUAAAAGGGGCUUCUGUAUUGGAAGAUAAUGCCAAAGACAUCAAAGCAUUUGACAAAUAUUUCUCGCCGUUCUCCUUAAGGACAUAAUAGAGAGAUGUUUGGAGGAUGACAGAAUAAUGCAAUAAAUUCAUAGCUGAUUCUAUUCAUAUGCCAUAACAUAGGUAAUGACUGAGUGUUUGUUGGCCUAGAAAGAGGUUUCCAGUGGCAGGUAUUUAGGGUUUUCUUGGCCCCAAACUGAAGAAGGGUCCUUAGAACUUGUAUAGAAAUCUUAAAAAUUCAUAUUUAUGUGGCUAAUGAUAUAAACCUAUAGAAUAAAUCUUCAUAAUAUGAACUAUGAAAAUAGGCCAACACCAACUAAAUACAUUUAACAGAAAUAAUGAGAACUUCUAAAAUGAGGUUGUAUUUAGAAUUGAAACAACAGUUGAUUUUCUUUAUUUUUGGCCUUCUUGAAUUUCACCAAUUACAAAUAAAAACAAUAACAUUUGUAUAGUGAAAAUGACUUUUUAAGGUUAAUUCGUGUAUGGUAGGAGAAUGCUGGGUCCACCUACAUAUGGUUGCUGUGAGAGCAUGCUAUAAUAAAGAAUUGCUGGACUGAAAGGAAAAGAUGUGAGUACUGUUCCUGUCACCACCAUAAACUAGUUGUCAUCUUGGGCCAGCAGCUGGCAUCACCUUUCUUGGGUCUGCAUAUUAUCAUCUGAAAGCUGGAGAUGACAAGAGGUGGGGUGAAGUUAAUCACUUUGCCCCAUUCCCGCUCUCAUGUGAUAUCAGGCAGUACAACUUGAUUCUCAUGUCCCUUGGCGAGUUUGGCCAAAUUUCUAGACUCUUAAAUGGACCCUUCCAGAUAUUUCUAGCUUAAACAGACCCUUUCAGGCCUUCUCUGAGAAGGGGCCUCUUUUCUUUUAAUCUGCAAGUUCCUUCAGAUCACCCUUCUUCAGGAUCAUAUUAAACUAUCCACAAAUUGCAAUGCUUCAUUUCAAGUUUCAAACAGUGUACUUGAGCCCACUUUGAUCUCAGGAAGGUCAACAUUUUUUUUUCCUUUUUGGGGGGCUCAGGCCCAUGCCUUGACAUUUCUGGAUGAGCCUAUAGCCUCUUCACCGGCCAAAAAUGUUCCCCAUGGCUUUACCAUGGGGUCUGGCCUUCAGUUUCUCCAUUCUCCAUCAGCCGACCCUGAAUCUUGGCCACCAUCAGCAUUUGAUCAUCGACUGUUUCUCUAGCUUCUUUCCCAGCACCACUAUUUUGAUUCCGUUGUAAUCUUUAUGACCAUUUAAUUUUGAAUUUUUAAACUUCAUAUUUUAUUUUCCUAUUUUGUAUCUUCACAUUAUAAUUUGUAAAGGAGUUUAAAGUAUUUCCUGUGCCUCAAUUUACUCUUGCUUAGUCUGAUUUUCCCCUUAUCAGUCCUCAAAUAUCAUCAACUCUUUAUUUUCUGCUCUUAUGGGACACAACAUUUGUACAUCUUCAUACAACCUAGCCUUUGGCUUCUUUUGUCUAUAUACUUGGAUUAACCUCUCAGAGUUGGAGAUCUUUGACUGAGGGAUGUAGUAGUAUAGUUCUUGAUCCAUUUUGGGUACCUUUAUUUUGACUGACAAAGACAAGAGGCCAUGUUAGCACAUUAUAUUCUUUCCUUAAAACUUUAAAAUAUUUAAGAAGUCAGCAUUUAUAUUUAAACAUAAAUUUCAGCCUCCUUCUUAGGGCUUCCCUUAAUACCACAGUAAUUUUGGUUGGAGGAAUAUUUUGUAGCCUGUGAUAUCUCAGAUUGCAAUACUUCUCUGCCUCCUGUUUCCUGCACUUCUCCUCUAGCUCCUUCCACUGAGAAUUCUCCCCAGGCAGCAUUUUCAUGCUUUCAGUGCUCAUUUCAGGCGCUUUCUUCUCUGCUGUGCCUAUGCAUGCUUGAGGCUUUGUCCUAAACUCAUGUGACCUGCAUAGCUAAUUUCAGGUUUUCAGUCUAGGCUUACUAUUGCUGAACCCAAGAGACUGACGUAUUGCCCAGACUCCUGCACGCUGUCUGCCAGCCACAGGUACAUCCUGGGGUCAUGUAUUAUGCUCCUGGUUAGCACAUUGGGCAGGAAACAAGCUACCCAUUGUGGCUGUGACCAGGUGUAGAGUCUCUUUGCUUAUAUGAAAAACAGUUCUUUGACCUCACUACCUGCGGCCUGUCCUUCCUGCUGCUGUGUCCUUGAUAGGCCAGCUCCCCACCCUUUGCCUAGAAAGCAUUCCCAAUCCCUACCAGUAAGAUAAAUGGAGCAAAACAGGAAGCCACUUCUGUGCGGCCCAAGGCUCUGCUAUACAUGUGUUUGCAUCCAAUGUCUGAAUUUUCUCCAUGAAGAAAUGGAAGAUCUUGGGACAAAUCUUUUGAUGAGGAAGCCAAGGCCCAGCAGAGCUGAGAUGUGACUGCAGAGCCGUCCAACCCGAGUCCUCUGACCUUUCUCUGUGCCUGAUACCUCUCAGCAUUUGAGGGCCUUUUCUCUUUCUGCUUCAUCUCCAAAGGUCCUUCUAGGAGAGAGGUGAAAGAAACCUGGGAAAGAAAACGGUCUCAACAAUGAGUAGGCCACCCAUCACUACCAACUGCAGAUGACUUGCCAUUUCAUUUACAAAGAUGUCGUCUGCUGCUGAAAAUGGAGAGGCAGCACCUGGAAAACAAAAUGAAGAAAAAACCUAUAAAAAGACUGCAUCAUCUGCUAUUAAAGGUGCUAUUCAGCUGGGAAUAGGAUACACAGUGGGCAAUCUCACUUCCAAGCCAGAACGAGAUGUUCUUAUGCAAGACUUUUAUGUGGUGGAAAGUGUGUUUCUACCCAGCGAAGGGAGCAAUCUGACCCCAGCACAUCACUACCCAGACUUUAGAUUUAAGACAUACGCUCCAUUAGCAUUCCGAUAUUUCAGAGAACUUUUUGGUAUCAAGCCUGAUGAUUACUUGUAUUCCAUCUGCAGUGAACCUCUAAUAGAACUGUCUAACCCUGGAGCCAGUGGAUCCUUGUUUUUUGUGACCAGUGAUGAUGAAUUUAUCAUCAAAACAGUUCAGCACAAAGAAGCUGAGUUUCUUCAGAAGCUCCUGCCGGGCUAUUACAUGAAUUUAAACCAGAAUCCAAGGACUCUUUUGCCAAAAUUUUACGGACUGUAUUGUAUGCAAUCAGGAGGCAUUAAUAUCAGGAUUGUGGUGAUGAACAACGUUUUGCCACGUUCCAUGAGAAUGCACUUUACAUAUGACUUGAAAGGCUCAACGUAUAAGCGGAGAGCAUCCCGUAAAGAGAGAGAGAAAUCCAACCCCACGUUUAAGGACUUAGACUUCCUGCAAGACAUGCACGAAGGGUUGUAUUUUGAUACAGAAACAUACAACGCGCUUAUGAAAACACUGCAGAGAGACUGCCGGGUGCUGGAAAGCUUCAAGAUCAUGGACUAUAGCCUUCUGUUGGGAAUUCAUUUCCUGGACCAUUCCCUCAAAGAGAAAGAGGAGGAGACCUCACAAAAUGUGCCUGAUGCUAAGCGGCCUGGGAUGCAGAAGGUUCUCUACUCAACAGCCAUGGAAUCUAUCCAGGGUCCAGGGAAAUCUGGAGAUGGGAUAAUCACAGAGAACCCAGACACAAUGGGAGGCAUUCCAGCUAAAAGCCAUAGGGGAGAAAAGCUACUUUUAUUUAUGGGCAUUAUUGACAUUCUACAAUCGUAUAGGUUAAUGAAGAAGUUAGAACAUUCCUGGAAAGCUCUUGUUUAUGAUGGGGACACUGUUUCCGUUCAUAGACCAAGCUUUUAUGCAGACAGAUUUCUAAAGUUCAUGAAUUCCAGAGUUUUCAAGAAAAUUCAAGCUUUGAAGGCCUCACCUUCUAAGAAACGGUGCAAUUCCAUCGCCGCCUUAAAGGCGACUUCACAGGAGAUCGUAUCCUCAGUUAGCCAGGAAUGGAAGGAUGAGAAGCGAGAUUUGCUGACCGAAGGACAAAGUUUUAGCAGCCUUGAUGAAGAAGCCCUGGGAUCCCGACACAGGCCAGACCUGGUGCCUAGCACUCCAUCGCUGUUUGAAGCUGCUUCCUUGGCGACCACAAUUUCAUCUUCUUCCUUAUACGUCAACGAGCACUAUCCACACGACAGGCCUACACUCUAUUCAAACAGCAAAGGGUUACCUUCCAGUUCAACAUUUACCUUGGAAGAGGGGACCAUCUACUUGACCACUGAACCCAACACUCUGGAGGUGCAGGAUGACAAUGCUUCUGUGCUCGAUGUCUAUUUAUAAGUGAAAAUGGUGACCACCUUAAGCACAUGGAUGAGACGUGAGCACAGUUGUGGCAGAGAAGUUUCUCCGCACCAGAAUUAUCCACAGCAACUUGGCUGAACCCCACUACACACAGAGAAAUCAUCAACCUGACUUAAGAGUUUUCGAGAUGUCAACUUCAGGCUGAUCAGCAGAUGGGAUGUGAAAAAUACUACCCUAUUCUAUCAUUUGCUGUUGCUUGCUGAACUGUGAAGAACUGCAUGAACUAUAUUUAAGCUGCUUUCUAUACCAUUGCCAAUCACCUUUUUGAACUUGGAAGUGCUAUUUUCCUAUGGACUUUUGCAUUAUUUCAUUGUGCAUGCAUCCAGUGAUUAUACAUAAGCAACAUAUGUAAUCUGCUUAUAUAUUUUUAAAAAUCCAUCCAUGCAAAUGGUAAAUAAAGUAUACAUUCUUUUGCAAAAUUAUAGCUCAUGUCAUUGAAAGUUUAAAUUGGUUUCAUUUAAAGAUCAAUAUACUAGGUCUGCCUCUACUUUAUAGAAAACUAGCUUCUAUAAAGAUUUUUUCACUGUUUACUAGUGAAAUGAGAAAAGCAAAGCUAUUUAUAAAAGGCCUUAUGUCGUGUACAUACAUCGUCUUUGAAAUAUUUGUGAUCUAGUUUAUUGCUUGUAAAAGAGAAAUUAUAUAAUUUAUUUAGUAAAUACUACUGUAAACUAUAGUUUUGUGAGAGAAAUAAAAUAUUUUGUUCUCAA